This is a messenger RNA of Dentiscutata heterogama, 170 nucleotides long. The record is from the annotation of a GenBank genome assembly. Lineage: Eukaryota; Fungi; Glomeromycota; Glomeromycetes; Diversisporales; Gigasporaceae.
GUUAUGUUAAUCUUAAACUAACAUGCUAUCAUCCCACUUCUGCACAAUAUUUAACAAAUAUGACUGCUGCUAUAAAGAAAGAUUCUGUAAUCUAUAUUAAUGGUGAACUCAUGAUAACCGAUAAUGAUAACAUAGUUCAUAUUCGUGCUGUUUCAUUUCCGGAAUACUAG